AUGGUGGUUCGGGAGACGUUUUACAAAAGGGAGACUCCGAGUUUAUUUGUGGUAGGAGGAGAGACGGCGAAUGAAACGGACUACGAAGGUAUCAUGUAUGUGGCUGUGGCGAAACUCGGAGACGUCCAAGACUUGUUUCGGGAGUGGGAGCCGGUGGCGCCGCAGGCGGACUGUUUUGAAGCACUCCUGUUGGCAGUCAACCUCUUGGCACAAAGCGACACCGGGGAGCAGGGGGGGUCGUCAACAUAUGACCCUCUUGGCGCGAAGAGCAUUGUGGUGCUGGGUCAACGCGGUAUGACAUGGAACGACGACGAGGGGUCGGAGGAAGCGAUUUCUCUGAUCCAAAGGCAUGGAAUCUGUAUAUCGUUUAUUUCAGAUGAGGUGGGUGGAGAAGAUGAAGACGAAGGAAAUGCAGAUGAAGGAAAUGCAGGUGAAGGAAAUGCAGGUAAUGAAGCGGGGUCCCGGUCACGACCGUGGGAAUUGUUACAGGAGUCAUUGGGGCUAGAUAUGUGCAGAGUGUGGAGUGCACAUGACUGGUUUUUGGAGGUUAUGCUGAAGCCGGAUAUCACGAAGGUCAAGCCCACUACCACCUGUCGAUUGCCUUUAGAGAUUGGCGAGUUGAAAAUACCUGGUUACGUUUACUUGUGCUGCAAGAGUAAUGCUCCUCCGUCUCUGAAAAAAGGGACUAGGACGAUGGACGAAGCAGAAGCUUCUCAGACAGGGGCGGAAAUUGCGCCGGUCGUCCAAAGCCGCGUUGCGUUCGCUGAGGACGAGGCGGGGCUGGCAUCAGAGCAGGAUAAGGAAGAGAUUAUCAGCGCAUACUUGUACGGCGAUAAACUUAUACCGUUAGGAGAAAUCGACAAGGAUCUGCCGGCGUUACCACCGGAAGACAAGGCGUUGAAGCUAGUACAUACUGUCACAGAAGAAGCGUAUGAGUCCUUCUUUAUUUUUGGAAGCACUUCCUUUCUUGUGCCUGAUCCCUCCAUUCCGAAUAGUCUUGUGGGCUACAAGUUCUUGGCCGACGCACUGAGGAAAAGUCACCUAGGCAUCGUAGCGCGUUUGAAAUCCAGGUCCAACUACCCACCAAAGCUGGUCUUACUUACACCCCUGACCCGUCCUGACAAGCGCACACGUGUGCGCAGGCAUGCGCCCACUGAACAGGGCAAUACGAACAGCUCGAAUAUAGAUCCCCGAUUAUCAGACGACGACUGGAGACUGGACUGCUGUUUAAUAAUGAACAAUCUCCCAUUCAGGGAGGAUAUCAGAAACUACGGGUUCAUUUCUCAUCCCAUUGUAGCGAAUCGAAAUCGUUUAGACGCGGCCAUAGAACUCAUUCAGAAUAAUAAGCUCGAAUCGAACACACCUCUAGUCUGGAACCCUACUAUGAGGAAUUUUGUGCAACAUCUCAUCUUUAGUAUAGCUACAGAUAACCAACAAGUAUCUGGAGACGACCAACUAUAUCAUCUUCCAAAACGAUCUUUGGAGAUACCGAAACAGUUUAUGCAGCAUUUCCAGCUCUCGAACAAGAGAUCUAGGGCUGAAGAAAAACAGAAGGUGUGGAAGCAGGCUGUUACCAAUACUGUGUCUCUAAAUGAACUGUUUGAUACUGUUAUAGAAGACAUUCAAUUCGACAGUGCGGAUCCUGUAAAGUCACUCAAUGAGUUGGCCGGCAGGUAUAAGUCGAAUACGGAUCAAAUGAAGAGAAUAAUCAGCCAGUUUGGGGACGUCAUUGUUGAGGAUAUGCUCGUAUGUCGUGGGGCAAAUUUCCCCAAAUUUAUUUCGGCAUUCUCAUCAAUCGGUCACCAAGAGAACAGUGCUGUGGCAGAUGAGUAUAACUCGGUAUUGGAACAAAUUGUAUCAGUCGUGAAGCUUAAUCGGAAUGUAUUCUCUGACAUCGAGUCUGAAAUAACGAACGAGCUAUUCAUUAUCAAUGACCACAUGCCGGAAGAAAAAAUUGUGCAACUCAUAAAGGAACUCAAGACGGCUCCAAAGGAGCUGGUUACACUACCAACUCAGUCUACUCAGGAAGUGCAAAGCGGGGAACCUGUAUUUGAAGAUGACGAAUUCGACGAUCUGGAGUAG
This is a messenger RNA of Gregarina niphandrodes, 2082 nucleotides long. Its product is annotated as Ku70/Ku80 beta-barrel domain protein. NCBI's taxonomy places the organism in Eukaryota, Apicomplexa, Conoidasida, Eugregarinorida, Gregarinidae. Gene Ontology annotation, cellular component: Ku70:Ku80 complex. The transcript has 3 exons. Bases 1 to 2082 code for a protein of 693 amino acids. The record is from RefSeq and is a predicted model, not a curated record. Gene Ontology annotation, biological process: cellular response to X-ray; cellular response to gamma radiation; double-strand break repair via nonhomologous end joining. Gene Ontology annotation, molecular function: double-stranded DNA binding; telomeric repeat DNA binding.